UUGCUGCCGCCGCCACCGCCCCGGCUGCCAUCUCCUCCUCCUGGGCCGCCGCCUCCUCCUCUUCCUCCUCCUCCUGGGCCGGGCUGAUCCCCUCCCCGCUGCCGCCUCCUCCUGGGCUGGGCCCGCGGUGUCUCGUCCCCUCGCGGAGCCGCUCCUGCCGCCGCCGCCGCCGCCUCCUCAUUCAUCCUCGUGCACCACAGGCGGCACAGGCACCAAGAUGUCCAACCGAGUGGUCUGCCGAGAAGCCAGUCACGCCGGGAGCUGGUACACAGCCUCAGGACCGCAGCUGAAUGCACAGCUAGAAGGUUGGCUUUCACAAGUACAGUCUACAAAAAGACCUGCUAGAGCCAUUAUUGCCCCCCAUGCAGGAUAUGCGUACUGUAGGUCUUGUGCCGCCCAUGCUUAUAAACAAGUGGAUCCGUCUAUUACCCGGAGAAUUUUCAUCCUUGGGCCUUCUCAUCAUGUGCCCCUCUCUCGAUGUGCACUUGCCAGUGUGGAUAUAUACAGGACACCUCUGAAUGACCUUCUUAUUGACCAAAAGAUUUACGGAGAACUAUGGAAGACAGGAAUGUUUGGACGCAUGUCUCUGCAGACAGAUGAAGAUGAACACGGCAUUGAAAUGCAUUUGCCUUAUACAGCUAAAGCCAUGGAAAGCCAUAAGGAUGAGUUUACCAUUAUUCCUUUACCGGUUGGAGCUCUGAGUGAGUCAAAAGAACAGGAAUUCGGAAAACUCUUCAGUAAAUAUCUAGCGGAUCCUAGUAAUCUCUUUGUGGUUUCUUCUGAUUUCUGCCAUUGGGGUCAAAGGUUCCGUUACAGUUACUAUGAUGAAUCCCAGGGGGAGAUUUAUAGAUCCAUUGAACAUCUAGAUAAAAUGGGUAUGAGUAUUAUAGAACAAUUAGACCCUGUAUCUUUUAGCAAUUACUUGAAGAAAUACCAUAAUACUAUAUGUGGAAGACAUCCCACUGGGGUGUUAUUAAAUGCUAUCACAGAGCUCCAGAAGAAUGGAAUGAAUAUGAGUUUUUCGUUUUUGAAUUAUGCCUAGUCGAGCCAGUGUAGAAACUGGCAAGACAGUUCAGUGAGUUAUGCAGCUGGAGCACUCACGGUCCACUGAAGCUCUGAAUCCUCAGGGAUGCCACCUGCACAUUCUCAUACUCUGUCCAGGGUCCCAGCCUAGCCUUUACCACGAUACUGGUCCUGGUUUGGGGGGAUUCUGAAACCUGAAACUAAUAGAACUUUCUUCUCUUUUUUUCUAGUAGGUGUAGUCCUUCCUUAAUUUCAACUCAUUAAAAAAUGCUUUAUAGUUUAGGGCAGUGGAAGGAAGGCUGGCAUCAAAAUAUUUUGAUCAAAAAAGAUGACAAUGUAAAGGCUCAGUUGUGGCAGACAGUUUUUUGAAAGUAACUUGUAAAGCAUUUACCAUAUCCUAAAUUUGCACUCUUUGCAGAUUUGUGCACAUAUAUUCCGCUUUCAGAAUAGUUUUGCAAAUUGUACACAAACAAACAAAAAGGUGGAAGCUUUUUAAUAAAGAAAUUGCAUUUAUAAAUGAUCUGUAUUAGAAUAUAUCUAUGUCUAUAGAAUAAAUCUCCAGUUAUAGUCAAUUACUACCCAUGUUGUACAACAGAUACCUUCUAUUUUAGUUGCUAAUAAAGUGCUACACAACUCAAAAAAUAAAUAAAUAAAUAAAUAAUAAAUAAAAAUAAACUGAAUGAAAUUGAAAACAUAUCAAUGUGA
This is a messenger RNA of Gorilla gorilla gorilla (western lowland gorilla), 1728 nucleotides long. RefSeq names its product protein MEMO1. The record is from RefSeq and is a predicted model, not a curated record. The coding region runs from base 218 to 1042 and encodes 274 amino acids. The transcript has a single exon. NCBI's taxonomy places the organism in Eukaryota, Metazoa, Chordata, Mammalia, Primates, Hominidae.